GACAAAAUCGCUCGGGAUGUUUGAUCCCUGCUGGGAUUUGUGACACACACACUUCUGUGACCUGGCAGCGACAAUUAUAAGGGAUGCAUCAUGCCUGGGUCUCGAUUGUGCAAUAAACCAGCCGACUGUUUGAUAUAUAACAGGAAAAAACCGUGACCUGUUCGUGGGAUCUGCCAGGAUGAAGCUGCAGAAUUCUGUGUGUUUCUAGGAAUGAGACACCCUCUUCUUAUAUAAAUCUCUUUUCACCAUCUGCUGGGACCUGUUGUGGCUGAAGUCCCUGCACCUGAACCUUUUUCCGACAGCAUCUAUGCAGCAUUACAGAGCAGGGGGACACACGGUGGAGGGUCCCAGUGCAAUGGAGAACUCCUGAUCAUACAACCCCCUAUCCUGGAUGCUGAUUCAACAAUGGCUAGAAAAACCUGGAAUUCUUUUACAGAAGAUUGUAUCUAUUUUUCUAGCUUGUUUUACCAUUAAGGAGAGGGUCACUUGGUGACUUGCAUUGACUUAUUUAUACUCCGAUAUAAAGUGAUUGGUAUUUUUUUUUCUUUUUACUUUAUUGUCAGAGGUCCUUGAAAUUAUAGGACCUCCCUUAAGACACUGACAAUAUUCCGGGGGGCUUUAGAGGAGCCAUGGCUGCGGCGAUAGCCAGCUCCCUGAUCCGGCAGAAGAGGCAAGCCAGGGAGAACAACAGUGACCGAGUCUGCACGUCCAAACGGCGCACCAGUCCGAGUAAGGACGGACGGUCACUGUGCGAAAGGCAUGUCCUGGGGGUCUUCAGUAAGGUCAGAUUCUGCAGCGGAAGAAAAAGGCCGGUGAGGAGAAAGCCAGAACCCCAGCUGAAAGGAAUUGUGACAAGGUUAUUCAGCCAGCAGGGAUACUUCCUGCAGAUGCACCCAGAUGGCACCAUUGAUGGGACCAAGGACGAAAACAGUGACUACACCCUUUUCAAUCUAAUCCCUGUGGGUCUACGUGUGGUUGCAAUACAAGGUGUUAAAGCAGGACUCUACGCGGCAAUGAAUGCUGAAGGUUUUCUCUACAGCUCAGAUAUUUUUACCCCGGAAUGCAAAUUUAAGGAGUCUGUAUUUGAGAAUUACUACGUCAUUUAUUCUUCGACGAUCUAUCGUCAGGUAGUAUCUGGACGCCAGUGGUUCCUGGGACUUAGCAAAGAAGGUCAAAUCAUGAAGGGAAAUCGAGUGAAAAAGACCAAAGCAUCUUCACAUUUUGUACCAAAACCUAUAGAAGUGUGCAUGUAUAGAGAACCAUCACUGCAUGAAAUUGGAGAGAAGCAAGGACGUUCAAGGAAAAGUUCAGGGACACCAACCAUGAAUGGUGGGAAAGUUGUUAAUCAAGAGUCAACAUAGCCAAGACACAGCCGUGUCCCGACAGCGAGGCCUCAUUAAAGUCAGAAGUUAAACAUAUGAACUGACAAGGUUCUGUUGACUACAGUUUUUGAACUAAAGCAUUUUUCUCUUUGGAUAGGACAACAAAAUGGAAAUUAAAUUGCCUGUGCAAUACUUUGCACCAACCAGAACAAAAUAUGAAGAAAACCCUUUGAAUCUGGAUUCCAUUCACAUUUUAUGCAAAGUUUGCUGUGUGAUCAAAUAAGUUCCCAUCUCUGCAUACAAAAAAAAAAAUAAGAAAAGAAAAACAAAAAUAUGAAAAAACAAUAAAGAUAUUACCUUUAAAGAAA
This is a messenger RNA of Spea bombifrons (plains spadefoot toad), 1690 nucleotides long. It is a transcript of the gene FGF12, whose product is annotated as fibroblast growth factor 12. Bases 630 to 1361 code for a protein of 243 amino acids. The record is from RefSeq and is a predicted model, not a curated record. Gene Ontology annotation, cellular component: cytoplasm. Lineage: Eukaryota; Metazoa; Chordata; Amphibia; Anura; Pelobatidae. Gene Ontology annotation, biological process: regulation of cell migration; fibroblast growth factor receptor signaling pathway; cell differentiation. The transcript is spliced from 5 exons. Gene Ontology annotation, molecular function: fibroblast growth factor receptor binding; growth factor activity.